Tribolium madens (black flour beetle) is the source of this 1900-nucleotide messenger RNA. RefSeq names its product venom carboxylesterase-6-like. The transcript has 9 exons. Bases 47 to 1729 code for a protein of 560 amino acids. Lineage: Eukaryota; Metazoa; Arthropoda; Insecta; Coleoptera; Tenebrionidae. The record is from RefSeq and is a predicted model, not a curated record.
AUCUGGCGUUGGUGUUUAUUUAAUUAGUUAUAAAGUAACAAUAAACAUGUUUGGAACAGUUUUGUUUUUGCUUCUGCUUACACAAUCUGGGUUUUCUAUUGAUGAUCUUAUCAUCACAUUACCCAAUGGAAAAAUUAGAGGACGACAAGAUAUAACAUUACAAAACAAAACUUAUUAUGCUUUUGAAAAAAUUCCAUAUGCUACUCCACCGUUAGGGCCUUUGAGAUUCAAAGCACCCCAACCUGCUCAAAAUUGGGAAGGUAUCCUUGACACUACACGAAUAAACGUGAGUUGUCUACAACUACAAAUUGAUGACCAGCCACAAUCCGAAGAUUGCCUUUACAUUAAUGUGUUUACACCACAACUUCCAGAAAAUGAAACAAACAAACUGCUACCAGUAAUGUUUUUUAUACAUGGUGGAGCGUUUAUCCAAGGCUCAAGUAUUGAUUUUGGCCCUGAUUUGUUUGUUAACAACGAUGUACUUUUGGUCACUAUUAAUUACAGAUUAGGUCCUUUUGGCUUUUUGUCAACCAGUGACGACGUGAUCCCGGGAAAUCACGGACUAAAAGAUCAAAAACUCGCAAUUCAGUGGGCUCACGAUAAUAUUGAGUUGUUUGGAGGGGAUCCAGAAAAAAUUACGAUUUUUGGAGAAAGUGCAGGGUCGGCUUCUGUCGCUUACCAACUGCUGAAUCAAAAUUCAGAAGGUCUUUUCCAAGGAGCUAUUUUACAAAGUGGCUUAUUUUUAUGUCCAUGGUCUUUCCAAAGAAAUCCCCGAAAAGAAGCUUUUGGUUUGGCUACUAUCCUGAACUCAACUUUUGAAACAAAUACUGAUUCUCAAGUAUUACUAGACUAUUUGCAAAGUGUCGAAUCUGUAGAAAUACUUGCUGCUGCUAAUAAAUACAUGGCUCAGGAAGCAACUCCUUGGGACUAUGACGUUUCACAAGGAUUAGUCUGGGCACCCGUAACUGAAACAAAGAAUCCAGACGCUUUUAUUACCAAAAAAAUGUAUGGAUUACUUCAGGCCGGAAAUAUUUUAAAAGUGCCCAUCCUUGUAGGUUUUAAUUCUGAAGAAAGUUUACUUUUUAAUCCAGAUCCCACUGUUUUACAAAACACUCUAAAAGCGUGGGAUGAUAAUUUGAGCUUAAUAGUAAACAAUAACAUGCAUAUUAUUGACGAGAAUAAGCGUUUAGAAAUGGGAAAAUCGAUCAGAGACAUUUAUACCGGAGGUCAGCCUUUCGGUAGCCGAUUCGGGGACGGCAUUAGGUAUUCCAGUGACACCUCAUUUACUAAAUCUACUCGUAAAUUUGCUGAAUUUUAUUCAAAAUUAGCCAAAACGUACUUUUAUCAAUUUUCACGUCAUGGUUCUAUGGGAAAAACUGAUAUUCAUUAUGAUGGUGCUGAAAGUGUUGCUCAUGCUGAAGAACUGGGAUAUUUGUUUUGUUCUGGAUCUAAUUGUAAUGAUAGCACUUACCCUGAAAGUGAUAAAAUUACGCGGCAACGACUUAUUAAAAUUUGGACUGAUUUUGCAAAGUACCAAAAUCCAACGCCGGAACCCUCACAAAUCUUGCAAAAUAUCACUUGGCCAGUUGUUUCAACGGAUGAUGGAGACUUUUUCUAUGUCAAUAUUAACGCUAGUUUGGAAAUAAGAAAUCAUCCAAAGGACGAGACUUACCAGCAGUGGAUUGCAUUAUACGAUAGCUUAAAUUUUACUGAUUUUGAUACCUACUAGAAAUACAAAAUAAGUAUUUAAUUUGUUUGUGGCCAAAUGUAAAUAAGAAUAAAACAACAAUUUUUUUGUCACAAAUUACGUUGUUAUGAUGUUUUUAUUCAAACAUGUCAUGUGUUUACGUUUUGCCAACAAAUACCAAAUGUUGCCGCAAUUGUAAAAUGGAUUUUUCAA